This is a messenger RNA of Podospora anserina S mat+, 2106 nucleotides long. RefSeq lists its product as uncharacterized. The transcript has 2 exons. The annotation marks the transcript as partial. Lineage: Eukaryota; Fungi; Ascomycota; Sordariomycetes; Sordariales; Podosporaceae. Gene Ontology annotation, molecular function: oxidoreductase activity; copper ion binding. The record is from RefSeq and is a predicted model, not a curated record.
AUGCCGGGCGUGAAUGACCUCUCUGAUAUCCCACUGACCACUGCCGUGGUUGAUAAGGACCAGCUCCAGCAGGCAGCCCACCUCCAAGAGCCCCUCCCCUCCUUUCACCACGGAGUGAUUAUUGUCGACUUCGACCCCAAUAUGAGACUUCAAGAUGUGCUGCUCGCCGCCGUCAUAGCGCGAGUGUACGGAAAUCCGGACCCCUUCUCCGAAGCCAAACUCGAGACGCCUGCUGGGGGGUUCGAUUGGGAUCCUGCCGAGGCUGACCCUAUUGACCAUGGGGGAUAUACCAGCAGCUGGCAUCACAAGCUUCACAGUCGUGAUGAGGCGUCACACAGUGGAUUGACGUUCCAUCCUGAGGGCGCACCGGGCAACUUUCGAUGUCACUAUCCACAGCUUGACCCUGACAUUUGGGAGUCAUGCAACAGGGCAAACUCUCGGACGUGUUGGUUGAGGAUGAAGAGGCCGGACAGUGAGGGGAGAAUUUACGGUUAUGAUAUUCACACCAACUGUUACACUAUUGAUGUUGCGACUGGAGUGAUCUACCCAGAUGGCUUCCCGAAACAAGCAUUGUUGUUCAACGGCACCUACCCAGGACCUCGUCUGGAGGCAUGCUGGGGUGAUGAACUCGUCAUCACUGUCAAGAACUCCCUUCCCAACAUGGGCACCCAGAUCCACUGGCACGGAAUCCGACAACUGUUCACCAACGACAUGGACGGGGUUGCCGUCACUCAGUGUCCCAUUGCCCGAGGCCACACCUUCCAGUACAAGUUCAGGGUGCUCCAAUACGGGUCGACGUGGUACCACAGCCAUUAUUCACUUCAAUACAGCGACGGUCUCUGCGGUCCUCUUGUCAUCCAUGGCCCGGCCAGUGCCAACUAUGAUGUCGAGGCUGAGCAGACGUUGAUGGUGUCUGACUGGGUGCGUGACAGUGCCUUCAGCGAGUUCCAUCAAGAAAAGACCAACGAAAUUGCAAAGGCAAACGUCAAGAUGGACACGUUCCUCCUGAACGGAAAGGCAGGCAUGAAUGCAGUUGGUGGACCGGGAAACUCACCAAGAGACGUUGAAGCCUACAGCGUGACACGGUUCACCCCUGGCGAGAAACACCGUCUCCGUCUCAUCAACAGCGGAUCCGGCGCCACCUUUGUCGUCUCCAUCGACGACCACGAGUUCACCGUCAUCGCCAACGAUCUUGUUCCUAUCCGGCCCUACACCACCGACCGCUUGGUCAUUGCCGUAGGCCAACGCUUCGACGUCAUCGUCGACGGCCAAAGAGAUCGCACAGGCAACUACUGGCUCCGCGCCCAACCCGCCGACGGCUGCAACGCCUUCAAAAAGGGAGUGUUCAACUCGACCGCCGGCGCCAACACGACCUACCCCCUGGACACCCGCGUAGGCAUCAUCAGCUACCCGUCCCUCCGCUCCCUCGCCCUCCCCACCAGCCUCUCAACCACCACCGACUUCUCCUGCCUAGACGCCCAAUCCUCCAUGGUCCCCGUAGUCCCCUGGACCAUCGCCCGUGAGCCCCUCAACCCUUUGUCUCUCUCCACCUUCUACAACGCGCGCCAGACCGUCCCCGACCAAACCCUAGGCCAGUCAGGCAACUACUCCCACUGGCUCUUACGCUUAGACCCCAACAUAGAACACCAAAUCGGCAAGUCGAUGCACUCCCCCUUCUGGCUCGACUUCUCCAACCCAACCCUCCUCAACCUCACCGGCGCGGCCGCAAACCCAAGCUACAACAUCGUCUACUACCCCUACCGUCGCGAAGGGUUCAUCUACAUGAUCAUUGACUCCUCCCUCCUCCCAGGGACUCACCCCUCCCAACUAGGGUCACAGAUCGUCCCCAAUAGGGGUGCGCACCCGAUGCACUGGCACGGGACAGAUGUUGUCAUCUUGGGGCAGUCAAACGAACGGUUCGAUCCUGUGACGAGCCCGGGGACGUGGAAUUAUGAGAACCCGCCUAGGAGGGAUACGGUGGUUGUUCCGGGGGGUGGGGGGUAUGUAGCUGUUGCUUUUCGGCCGGACAAUCCGGGGGUUUGGCUUGUUCAUUGCCAUAUCAGCUGGCAUGCUAGUAGUGGGUUGGCGUUGCAGAUGGUGAUUCAG